GAUCUGGAAGGAGGCCCGAAAUACCUUUCUCGAAUGAUUAUUGAGCCAAACCCCACAGCAGAAAGAAUAGAGAAUGAUAUGACCACAACUCUCAAUGAAAUACGCAAUCAAGCAACUGUUGCCACAACAGUUCGAAGCGAGUGGUUCCAUAUUCUGUGUAGUGCAAGUCUUCGCGAGAUGGGACCAGCAGAAAAAGUUCAACUCUUGAACCACUUUCUGCUCACUGUCAGACUUACAAAGGAACGACUUCUCCGCUUUGGAACACGCUAUGUUUUGAUGGAUCGAAUCUACGAAAGUCGCACCCAAGGAGACGAGGAUCUGGCGAAUCAGAGGGAGGAGUGGUUGCAGAUUGAAGAACCCCAAGUGCAGAUCAAAGAGGUUAUGGCCAACGUUGAAAAAGAUGUACGCCGCUUGGAAACUACUAUGAAGGAAAUAAAGGAGUAUAGGGCAGCUGCAGAUCGUGAACUCAGGUCUAACCGUCAGCAACUGGAAGCGGCAGAUAUACUCACUAAGAGCAUACAAGCCUUGGAGGAUAAACUAAGGAUGAUACCGAACCAGUCAAGUGAUGAUAAGAUAAAGAUACUUCACGAAAGGCUUACUGCCUUGGAAAUGACCCAAAAACCUACAGAGCCUCGAAAAGGCGAAUCGCUGGCAAUUCAAGUUGAUGAUAAUAAGGGACGCACUGUGGUCGCACAGGAGAGCGUGCAAGUUGUGGAAAAGAAAGAAGAUCCGAAAAAGCCACUUCCGGCCCAGGCCAAAGAAAGAGCGGAUAGAAAACUACUUGAAGAAACAGACGAGCAAUAUUUCGGACGCUUGGUUCUCGAAACAAGUGAAACGAAGCAGAAAGCAAAGGAUCGUCCUCCUUCUCAAUCGAUUUGCCUCUCGCUGAGGCUUUUCAACGUCUCUUAUAGCAGAGAUCACACCGAUGUUCCUGGAAUUUGCAUAGGCAUUGUCUAUUAG
Messenger RNA from Haemonchus placei, 960 nucleotides. The record is from the annotation of a GenBank genome assembly. NCBI's taxonomy places the organism in Eukaryota, Metazoa, Nematoda, Chromadorea, Rhabditida, Trichostrongylidae.